This is a messenger RNA of Durusdinium trenchii, 1434 nucleotides long. The record is from the annotation of a GenBank genome assembly. NCBI's taxonomy places the organism in Eukaryota, Dinophyceae, Suessiales, Symbiodiniaceae.
AUGCUUCAACGCCUCCAGUGUGCAACCCGGCGUUGGGCAGAGUGCAAGAGGCUGCCGACGCUUUGCACAAGCUGGCAUCGCCGACAUGGAGGUUUGGUGGAUUUGCACGAGCUGGAUCCCCGGAGUUUCCUCAUUGUCGAGGUGAAGCGGGACCGGCCUGGCGUGCUGGGGGAAAUCCUGGAGCUGUUCACGCGAUCAGCGAUCAACAUGACCCACAUCGAGUCCAGGUUUAAGUCUUUUGCUCGAGAUGGGCCCUCCUUCCACAUCGACUUUGAAGGUUCCUUGAAGGACGCGCAGGUUCAGGAGCUGAUGAAGGCAAUCAAAGGCCUGCCUGGUGUGUACGACGUCCUGCCAGAGACCCCUAGAGAAGUCCCAUGGUUUCCCAUGAAUAUCCGUGAGCUGGACCUCACGGUCGACACCUUGGACGGAGGCACUGAGCUGAUCAAUGAGGACCAUCCUGGUUUCAAUGAUCCCGCAUAUCGAGAAAGGCGCUUUGAGAUCGUCUCCCUGGCGAAGGCCUACAAGCACGGAGAGAAGCUGCCACGGGUGAGGUACACAGAGCAAGAGACUGCCACUUGGCAGGCAGUGUAUGAAAGAUUGGGGUCGUUGCACGACAAGUGGGCCUGCAGGGAGUACAGAGAAAUGCUGCCGCAGAUGGAGAAGUACUGUGGUUAUGCGGUGAACAACAUUCCGCAGCUGGGCGAUAUCUCUGAUUUUUUGCAGCAGCGCACUGGCUUUACCUUGCGCCCCAUCAGCGGAUUGUUGAGUGCACGGGACUUCUUGAACGCGCUGGCUUUUCGAGUGUUUUACUCCACCCAGUACAUCAGGCAUCACGGGAAUCCCUUCUACACGCCAGAGCCAGAUAUUUGCCACGAGCUCUUGGGACAUGUGCCGCUCUUCGCCAACCCCGCCUUUGCGGAUUUCUCCCAGGAGAUCGGCUUGGCAUCUUUGGCCGCUACAGAUGAGGAUGUGGCAAAACUGGCUGCCGUUUACUGGUUCACCGUGGAGUUUGGUCUUCUGCGAGAAGGCGAAGAUGUGAAAGCCUUCGGCGCGGGAGUUCUGAGCAGCUUUGGUGAGAUGGAAUGGGCCUGUGCCGAUGUGCCCUCGCAGGAGUGUCGGGAGAUGGGCAGCAUGAAAGAACAGCUGAAGCCUAUCCUUCGGCCCUUGGACCCCUGGGAGGCAUCCAAGCAGGAGUAUCCGAUUACCACAUAUCAGCCAGUCAUGUUCUGCGCAGAAAGCCUGGAGGAUGCCGAGUUCCGGAUCGCACAGUUUUGCGACUCCUUGACUCGGCCCUUCUUUCCGCAGUAUGAUCCGCUCACCCAAACCAUUCGCGUGACCAAAGCCAUUCGGAGAGCGACCCGGCACUCCACCGUUGAGCUGCAACGUCAGAAGCAGAUGGAAUUCUUCGAGAAAGGAAAGUCAAGAGAGAAUUGA